This is a messenger RNA of Ceratotherium simum simum (southern white rhinoceros), 736 nucleotides long. NCBI's taxonomy places the organism in Eukaryota, Metazoa, Chordata, Mammalia, Perissodactyla, Rhinocerotidae. The record is from RefSeq and is a predicted model, not a curated record.
ACUGCAGUUACUGAGAAAUCACAAGACGAAGCUAAAAUCCCUCUUCAGAUCCACAAUCAACUGCCCUGAACACGUCUUGCAAAAAGUCCAGAGGAAGAAGAGCCAUGGAUUACUACAGAAAAUAUGCAGCUGUCAUUCUGGCCACAUUGUCUGUGUUUCUGCAUAUUCUCCAUUCCUUUCCUGAUGCAGAGUUUACAAUGCAGGGUUGCCCAGAAUGCAAGCUAAAGGAAAACAAAUACUUCUCCAAGCUGGGUGCCCCAAUUUACCAGUGCAUGGGCUGCUGCUUCUCCAGAGCAUAUCCCACUCCAGCAAGGUCCAAGAAGACAAUGUUGGUCCCGAAGAACAUCACCUCAGAAGCCACAUGCUGUGUGGCCAAAGCAUUUACUAAGGCCACAGUGAUGGGAAAUGCCAAGGUGGAGAACCACACAGAGUGCCACUGCAGUACCUGCUAUUAUCACAAAUCUUAAAUAUUUUGCAAAGUGCCGUGUUGAUGACUGCUGAUUUCCUGGAUUGGAAAAUUAAUUUGUUCAGUGUAUAUGGCCUUGUGAGACAAAAGCCUCCCUUUCCUCACCAUUCCCCUUUGGCGUGCUUCAAGGAUACACUGCAGCUUUAUUGUCUUUCUCUUCAUCCGACAGUAUCAUCAGCAGUCUAGCUCUUUUCAUUUGGAAUGAAAUACAGCAUUUAGCAUGAUCAUAAAAAGCUGGUUCCACUGGAAAUAAAGUCUUUUAAAUCAUCA